AUGGCAGUGGAGGAAAUUUCGUCCCGUAAGGACAUCAGCCUGAGAGAUAUGCAAAUCUCUGCCAUUCUAAAAAUGCUUUUUCUAAAUAAGGACUCGAACAACAACGACAACAUCACCACCAUCACUGACGAUAUCUUCAACCAGCAGGAGAUCGUCUGGAAGGUGUUGGUACUAGACAUUAAAAGCACCGCUACUAUAUCUUCCGUUCUCAGGGUCAAUGACCUGCUGAAAGCUGGUAUCACCGUUCAUUCCUUAAUUAAGCAGGAGAGAUCUCCCUUGCCAGAUGUUCCCGCCGUAUAUUUCGUCUCUCCCAUAAAGGAAAACAUUGACAUCAUAAUCAAUGAUUUAAAGUGCGACAAAUACUCAGAAUUCUAUAUCAAUUUUACCUCAUCUUUGCCCAGAAACCUCUUGGAAGAUUUUGCUCAACAAGUCUCUGUCACGGGUAAAUCUGACAAAAUCAAACAAGUGUACGACCAAUACUUAGACUUUAUUGUAACUGAGCCAGAAUUGUUUUCCCUGGAAAUAUCAAAUGCGUACUUGACGUUAAAUGACCCAAAAACUACAGAAGAGCAAAUCACAAGCCUAUGCGCCAACAUUGCCGACGGCCUAUUUAACACCGUGUUAACUACUAAUUCUAUCCCUAUCAUAAGAGCUGCGAAAGGUGGACCUGCUGAGAUUAUUGCUGAAAAGCUAGGAAGCAAAUUGCGUGACUUCGUCAUCAAUACCAAUGCUUCAUCGGCCUCCACUUUACAGGGAAAUGACUCUUUGGAGAGAGGUGUUUUGAUUAUUCUGGAUAGAAACAUCGAUUUUGCCUCAAUGUUCUCACAUUCGUGGAUUUAUCAGUGCAUGGUUUUUGAUAUCUUCAAACUAUCGAGGAAUACAAUAACUAUUCCCUUAGAAAGUAAAGAAAAUGGAGAUGACACUACUACGACAAAGCCAAUAGCAACCAAAAAAUAUGAUAUAGAGCCAAAUGAUUUCUUUUGGAUGGAGAACUCUCACUUACCAUUUCCAGAAGCUGCAGAAAAUGUUGAAACAGCUUUGAAUAGAUACAAAGAAGAAGCCGCAGAAAUCACUAGAAAAACUGGUGUGACCAACAUAACAGACCUAGAUCCAAACUCAAAUAAUGAUACAGUUCAGAUUCAGGAGGUUGUGAAAAAACUUCCAGAAUUGACAGCGAAGAAAAAUAUCAUUGAUACUCAUAUGAAUAUUUUUGCUGCAUUAUUGUCACAAUUAGAAAGUAAAAGUUUGGAUACAUUCUUUGAGGUAGAACAAGAUCCCGGUAACACUAAAACAAGAUCUAGAUUUUUGGAUAUCUUAAAAGAUGGUAAGACUAAUAAUCUUGAAGAUAAGUUGAGAUCAUUCAUUGUUCUUUAUUUAACAGCAACUACUGGAUUACCAAGAGAUUUUGUCCAAACUGUGGAAGAUUAUUUCAAAGAUAAUGAUUACGACAUCAAUGCUCUAAAGUAUGUUUAUAAAUUGAGAGAGUUCAUGCAAUUAUCCAAUAUGUCCUUACAAAAUAAAUCACUGGAAGAUGGUACUGAUUCCACUUUUAAGCCAAGCAACUUAACAUUAUCCGGUAUAUAUGGGUUAACUGAAGGUAAAUUACAAGGGGGUGUAGGAAGUUUGAUAUCUAGUAUUAAGAAAUUACUUCCUGAAAAAAAAACCAUCCCAAUAACAAAUGUCGUCGAUGCGAUAAUGGACCCUUUAAACAGCUCCCAAAAAAACUUGGAAACUACUGAUGGUUACCUAUACAUUGACCCCAAAAUUACGAGGGGUUCGCAUACUAGAAAGCCAAAAAGACAAUCUUAUAAUAAGUCAUUGGUGUUUGUAGUUGGUGGUGGUAACUACCUCGAAUAUCAGAACCUUCAAGAAUGGGCACAUUCUCAAUUGCAUAAUCCCAAAAAAGUCAUGUAUGGUAGCACAGCCAUUACUACACCAGCUGAAUUUUUGAAUGAGAUUUCUCAACUUGGUGCAAGCAAUGACAACAGUGAUGCAUAA
This is a messenger RNA of Saccharomyces mikatae IFO 1815, 1998 nucleotides long. It is a transcript of the gene SLY1, whose product is annotated as syntaxin-binding protein. Gene Ontology annotation, biological process: endoplasmic reticulum to Golgi vesicle-mediated transport; intracellular protein transport. Gene Ontology annotation, cellular component: cytosol; Golgi membrane. NCBI's taxonomy places the organism in Eukaryota, Fungi, Ascomycota, Saccharomycetes, Saccharomycetales, Saccharomycetaceae. The record is from RefSeq and is a predicted model, not a curated record. Bases 1 to 1998 code for a protein of 665 amino acids. Gene Ontology annotation, molecular function: syntaxin binding. The transcript has a single exon.